UUGCCGUUCCCAUCGCUCAGAUGUCCCAUCUCCUCUCUCCGCGGACAGCAGCGCACAGGAUGUGCGCCGGAUGAACUUGAGCUGCACGGGAAGCAUUUAGAUGCCGUCCUGCUGUGCCGUUACCGUUGCAGAAGUUUAACUUCUUUGGGUGGGGCAAACAACCUGCUGGGAGUCAACUGAUUCCGUAAGGCUUCACUGUGACAUGUAAAUAUGUCGGAACCACGCUGCAAAAGACUGAAAACUAGCCUCCCUAUCUGCAAAAACCACAAAGCGCUUAGUGGCAGCCGGGUGACGCAGAACCUGCCAGCCGUGGUGGAGGAGAGUCUCUGCGGCGUAACGACCUUGCUAAUGGAGGCUGCUUACAGGCUUCAAGCGCUGGCUCGGAUAUUUGAGCAGCAUGAUGUCGCCCUGCCAAGGGUAGCUGGCUUUUUCCAUCAGGAAUCGGAGAAGGAGCAGAAGCAGGCUGAGGCUAUGCUGGCCUAUCUGACGGAGCGGGGGGCACACUACUGCAAUAAGGACAUCAAGAAACCUGGGUGUGAGGAUGUAUGUUCCCUCAUCCCUGCCCUGGAGGUCAUGCUUGCUCAGUGGAAGGAGCUUUUGUCAUGCAUGGUGGAGCUUUGCCAGUUGGCCGGCGAGCACGGCGACCCACACACGGCCAGCACGGUCAAGGGCUGCUUCCUCGCCCCUCUGGUCCCCAAGGUCAAAGAGCUGGGUGAUCUUCUGACCAACGCCAAGAGAGCGGGAUGUGCCGACCAUGAGCCCGGCUUUGGAGAGUACCUAACAGAUCAGCUUCUGGAGGAGUGGUCUGGUAUCUGAUCCUGCUCACCCACUCUCAUUUGUACACAUAAACACCCUGUCCAGACCCCACACCCUUCCUUCCAAAGGCAUUUUGUAAGUGUUCCUGUUGUUGAUUACUUCUGUAUAUUUAGCUGAUCCUUUCAUCCAAAGCAACAUGCAACUGAGAAAGCAGAGUGAGUCAGUCUUUGGAUGAAUUCAAGUUAAGGGUCUUGCUCAAGGGCCCAAUGGUGAAAUCACUCUGCUGACCAUGGGAAGGGCUCAAAGAUUUGAACCAACAACCUUCCAAUCAAACCAAAUUGGAUUUAUCGGUACAUUCAGUAUUAAGAUGUGUUCCAUUUCAUUUUCCUCAUACAAGUCCUUGGUAAACAUGAAGCCAGUCGUCGUGUUUUGGAAUUGUAGGAGACCACCCACACGGGGAGAGAACUUACAAACUCCACUCACUGGGUUGGGGGCAGAACCCCUGACGCUGGAGGUGUGAGGCUAAUGUGCCGCCCACUGAGAUGCCAUGCCGCACCUUCCUUUGGAACAAGCUGGUCAAAAUCUAGAUGAGUAAAGAUAGAAUUUGCAGUGCUAAAACUGCACUGCCGAGUGUUUGUGUUGGACUCUCUAGUACAGGGGUUCUCAAAGUCCGGAUCACAGUUCAGAUGCAGACCAAACCACAUGCUAAUCCGGAUCCAUCCGAUAAUGCAGCUUUGGAUCAAUACGGUUUACGUAAAAAGGUUUAAUAUGGUUUGAAGUACAAAAAUACAACGUAGAACCACCAAAGUUCACACACGCACAUAACUCGUCAUAACUCCCACCCAAUGACAGUCUAAACGAUUGGCGAGUGUUAAAAAGUUCACAUUUUUGUUAUAUAUUGAUGUAUAUAUCGAAAGUUAUAGUCAUGAAAUGCUGUUUUGUUAUUGGAAACUGUUCCCGACCCCUGACUUUGAACAAAAAUCAUACAGAUACAAACCUUUGAUCAUGACGUUUGAGAAGCUCUGCUCUAGCACUCCAAGUAAGCUGUGAUUUGGGUGCGUGGUGUUGGGUGUGGAGCACCAGGUUUUUGUGACAAUCUAACGUGUGUAGCAUUCCAGAUUGAGUGGCUGAGGUUAAUGACAAAUGGUGUUACUGAGGGAAGGUGUCCACUUUACAUCCAGGGCCCAAGUUUUCAGUCCUUGGCAAGCAAUAUAUGAAAAAUAAAUAAUAAUGAUAUGAUGGUCCGUUUAAGAACAUUUUUAUUCAUAAUAAAACUGCUUGCGGCAAA
This is a messenger RNA of Brienomyrus brachyistius, 2044 nucleotides long. Its product is annotated as Ferritin light chain, oocyte isoform-like. Gene Ontology annotation, biological process: intracellular iron ion homeostasis; iron ion transport. Gene Ontology annotation, cellular component: cytoplasm. The coding region runs from base 211 to 816 and encodes 201 amino acids. Lineage: Eukaryota; Metazoa; Chordata; Actinopteri; Osteoglossiformes; Mormyridae. Gene Ontology annotation, molecular function: ferrous iron binding; ferric iron binding. The transcript has 4 exons. The record is from RefSeq and is a predicted model, not a curated record.